AUGUUACAUCAGGCUCCGUCGAUAUAUCAGUCGCCAAAAUGCUUCGUCACGUACGGGACAAUGGGGCACGUUGAUCCGAAGCAGGUACCGAGUAGAGGAAAGCCUUGGACAGCCAUGUCUGAGCUCGACUUUAUUCACAAGGUUGAUUUGAUUGUUCCUCGGGAUAUACAUGAUAUCGUUGCCCAGAAGAUGGCUGAGCGCGAAUCGCCCUCCUAUUACAGAAUAGUCAUGACGCUUGGCCAAGUCCUGGAAACGCAAUUUCUUACUCAAUACAUCAAACUGGAGGGAAUUCUCAAUCUCUACCUCGAUAGGGAAACAUAUGAGCGCGCUGGACUCGAAGGAAAGCCUUACGGCAUCAAAGGUGACCGGGGAUCCAAGCCUAGGUGGAGGAUAUCAUAUAACCUCAGAGAAGAAUCAAUGUUACACGGAAGAAAGCGAUUCGACAGAUUGGUAUAUGCAUGCAAAAAUGUAUUAAACCAGCCCAUGAAAUGGCUUGUCUGCAACGCUUCUACGACGGUUCUGAAUCCAGGUCUAUUGGAGAGUCUCAAUGCAACGAAGGUGACAUCCUCGCCAAGGGUAGCUACAGACACCGGAGUCAACCAGAUAUCUCUCCGGAUGCCUUCCACAAUCCUGGCCCAAGGAGAUCGUGAGUCUUUGGAAUAUACUGCAACGGAAAUGUAUGAGUGGCUAUCACUUGUUCGCCUGGAAAGCCCUCGCAUAGUAGCCGGGGACACCAUUGAUCCUUAUCUCUCUCGAUAUAGCCCGCCGGAAGUCGACAGUGCCACAGCCCAAACGCAAGUCUGUAAGCUGAGUUGGCAAGGGCUCCUAUCCUCGCACUGGUUACGGGACCUAUUUGUUGACAUUGUCACCAAUUGCCCUUCGCAGUCUUGGUUUGCGCUUAGCGCUACAACCUUCUCCCGCAAUAUCCUUGGCGGAUGCAGCGAGUUGACCUUUCUUCGUCCACCCGAGAGCUCAGGCGAAUUCCUCAUGUGGGAGAUUAAGAGUCUAGAUUGA
Messenger RNA from Trichoderma asperellum CBS 433.97, 1014 nucleotides. Lineage: Eukaryota; Fungi; Ascomycota; Sordariomycetes; Hypocreales; Hypocreaceae. The record is from RefSeq and is a predicted model, not a curated record.